Molecule: messenger RNA, 1813 nt
Organism: Aspergillus welwitschiae
Lineage: Eukaryota; Fungi; Ascomycota; Eurotiomycetes; Eurotiales; Aspergillaceae
Product: carboxylesterase/lipase family protein
Exons: 1
Coding region: 1-1677 (558 amino acids)
Source: RefSeq, a predicted model, not a curated record
AUGCGAGCUGUUUCAACGUUGGCAGGCCUGGCAGCCGCUGUGCCGCUGGUUGCGUCUGCAGCUAUUCAGUCAAGAUCAGCUGGCUCUGACCUCCCCGUCGUGAACACCACUCUGGGAUAUGUGCGGGGCACAUACUCCCCCUUCCGUGGUGGUGACACUGCCGUCGUCUACAGAGGUAUUCCGUUCGCUGCUCCCCCAACCGGUGAAAACCGCUGGAAGGAGCCCCAGUCACCCCAGCCCUGGUCUGGAGUCUUAAAUGCAACGGAAUUCGGUCCUCAAUGCGCCCAGUCCUCCAGCAGUGCGGGCAUCUUCGAUAGCGGGAAGAAGAGUACCAGCGAGGACUGUCUUUACCUGAACAUUUGGACCCCCAACUACAACGACACCUCCGAUAUCACCUCCAAGAACCUGCCGGUAUACUUCUGGAUCUACGGCGGUCGCUUCGUGGCUGGUUCAGGCGACGUCCUGACCUACGAUGGUACUGGUCUCGCCGCCAAGGACAUCAUCGUUGUCACCAUCAACUAUCGGUUGGGUCCCUUCGGCUUCCUCGCCCACCCCGAACUGUCUGCCGAGUCCGGCCACAACAGCUCCGGUAACUAUGGUAUCCUCGACCAGCAAGCCGCUCUUCGCUGGGUUCACGAGAACAUCGCCAACUUCGGCGGUAAUGCCAGCCAGAUCACUGUUGGCGGUCAAUCCGCCGGCUCAGCUAGCGCUUUGGACAGCAUGUGGAGCCCACUGAACGAGGGCCUCGUUGCCGGUGUCAUCGCUGAGAGCGGUGCUCGCGGCCCCCACGACCCCAUGACCGGCAGUGCUGCCACCAGCCACCGUAGCAAGGUGGCCGCCGAAGCCCAGGGUGUCGAGUUCCUCAAGGAGCUGAACGUCACCUCCAUCAAGGAACUGCGCACCACUGUCUCCAUGGAGACCCUGCUCGAAUACGACUCCCUCAGCGAUACUAUCUUCGAGGGCACUCAGUUCGCCAACGCCUCCGCCUUCUUCAUGGAACCCCCCAUGUGGCGUCCCAACAUCGACGGCUACGUCUUGCCCCACGACUACACCCAGUCCCUCCUUCUCAACGCCCACGCCGACGUGCCCAUCCUCACCGGAAACAACAAGGAUGAGUCCGGCGCUGAGACCGACCCAGGUCUUACUGCCUCCACCUACAACACUCUCUACCACGAAGUCUUCCAGAACUUCUCCGAGGAAUUCUUCAAGCUCUACCCUGGUGACUCCACCUCCCAGGCCAACAACAACUCCAACGCUCUCUACCGUGACAUGAGCCGUAUCGGCACCUGGCAGUGGGCUCUCGAUUGGGCCAAAGGUGGUGCCAAGAGCCCUGUCUACACUUACUACUUCACCCGCUACCCGGCCGAGAACCGUGACGAGGGCGCCUACCACGGCUCCGAACUCUGGUACACCUUCAACAACAUCCCCUACUCCGACUACUCUAACGUUACUUGGUACCCCUAUGACUAUGUGGUUGAGGAGAAAAUGUCCAACUAUUGGGCUAACUUCAUCCGCACUGGUAACCCCAACGGCGAAGGCCUCCCUCAUUUCCCGCCUAGCACCGAGACCAAGCAGACUAUGUGGUUGGGUGACUCUUGGGGUGCGGGUCCUAUUUCUGCUAGCGAGGAGCGCAUCGAAUUCAUCAAGAGCUGGUUUGCUACCUUGCCGGAGUGGUAGCUUAGUGUGCCACACUGUUGUACAGAAUCGCUGUUCAUUUAUCAAUUCCCUCAUCAUGCCUGAAGCAUGCGAUGUAUCAUAGUUAUUUUUCAUUCUUUCUCUCGUUUGCCACCAGUGUAUAACUGUUACUUCGCUC